This is a messenger RNA of Hemibagrus wyckioides, 1931 nucleotides long. It is a transcript of the gene jpt2, whose product is annotated as Jupiter microtubule associated homolog 2. The record is from RefSeq and is a predicted model, not a curated record. The transcript is spliced from 5 exons. NCBI's taxonomy places the organism in Eukaryota, Metazoa, Chordata, Actinopteri, Siluriformes, Bagridae. Gene Ontology annotation, cellular component: nucleus. The coding region runs from base 123 to 734 and encodes 203 amino acids.
CAGCCUCCUAACGCUUUUUUGUGUGGCUAACUUGUGAGCGCUGCGUUACAGAGUCACCGGGUUCCGCAUAGCGGAUUAGUGGAGAGACUUCGAGCCGAGCUCCUAGAGGGAAAUACGGCACAAUGACUUCGACUAACACUUUUCAAGGGCUCGAGGACGGCGGAAAACCGAGCUCGAGGGUUUUGCGACCUCCUGGCGGAGGCAGCAGCAACAUUUUCGGUGGCUAUGAGGAUGAUGCCGGUGCUUCGAGACGGACAAACAAGAUGGCCUCCACGGUUUUCGCCCCUCCAGAGGAGCCUCAAGGAGGCACCAAACGCACCAACCCUCCAGGUGGAAAGUGCAGUGGGAUUUUCACCGAGCCCGAGGCUUCUUCUCCACAACAUAAACCCGUUCCUUCGGGUGGAGCGACUAGCAACAUUUUUGGAGGGCCGGAUCCAAACCUGCCUACAGUUAAAAGUCACCCCAACAAACCAAAGGACAACAUAAGUUUGGGUUCAGCAGUUACAGUUGCAGCACCAGCGCCUCAGCCAAAGAAGCCAGAGGAAGUGAAGAAGGAGGUGGUCGUCUCUCCUCAGGCAACUCCCAAAAAAGAAGCUCCCCCUCCUGAACCCACACCCAGCCAGGAUGGUCAGCCAUCAGAGAAGGACCACGAGCCGCGCCUCGGACCUCGGCCACGUUCACACAACAGAGUGCUCAACCCACCUGGUGGAAAAUCCAGCGUGGUCUUCUACUGACCCAUGUUGUGUGUUCUCUCUCUCUCCCCUUCUCUCUCUCUGCUCUGUCUUAUUAACAUUGCUAUGUACUUUUUUUAAUCCUUCUUCACGUUCUACGUUAUAUUCUUUAUUUUUAUUUUUUUCCAUAUUCUUGGCCUUAGUUUUCCCUCUUGCACUUUCUAACUCAUUCCUUAAACAACCCUCUUCCACGCUGUCUGACGGUUUGAGUAACGGUCGCGCUCAAUCAAUCGAAUCAAACGGUUCCUUUCUCAUCAAUCACACUUGGAGGUUGAUUGUUUCAUGUGAAUGUGCUCUCUGAAUUUGCUAUUGUAUAGAAUACAAAUCUGAUGACGAAAUGUAAAGUGUGUUUGUGUGUGUAACGCUAAACUGGAACCACUGUCAUAAUAAUGGCGCAUGCAUGUAUCUGUCUGAGUGUGUUCACGAUGCAGCAGGCCCACGAUCCCCGUCCCUGUGCUCUGCAAGCUUUGCUGCAUGGUGCUCUUAAAAGUUCAGCCAGUUGUGCUAGAUUGUAGAAAAUACAAAACCAGCAAUAAGUCCUGAGGACUCUGAAGUUUUGUUCUAGCGUAGCUCUGAUACUCGGCUCCAUAAUAGUGUGACGACUUUUUCCUCUUUUUUUUUUUUUUUUUUUUUUUUUUUUUUGGUCCCCCCUCUCCGUGUUGGAAAUCGCAAUGUCCUUGGGUUUUUGAGCAGUAUAGGGAUGUAUCUAUUAACAGCGUCCGCCUGUGCUUGAUAACACGCUGCUCAUGGAGAUGCAGCCCAAUUAUACCAAUAUAAAUGCACUCCAAUACUAGAUCGAACCAAAAAAAAAAAAAGGCUACACAGAUGAUUGGAUUGUAACACACACGUGCAGAAGCAUGGAUUAUUUUGCAAAAAUUAAGUCAUGUCUUUUUGGUUAAAUAAAAAAAAAAAAAAGGUAUUUGAAACAUCGGGAAUAUUCUCUUGCAAGAUAAUGUUCUGAUAUUUUUUGUACCAAAUAUCAAAGUGUUACGUUUUCUCACUUGAAUCUGUUUUUCCUUCAUACACCUUCGAGCUGACGGUUGAUUAUUAUAACUGCAGCAGGGAGGCAGAUGGUGGCACAUGUUUGUGUGAAAGUGUGUUUCUCACAUGCUGAUGGAAGCACUGCCUAAAGUGCCUGUGUGGUUGAAUGGCAAUGUCACAGAAAACUGUGUUACAAUAAACAUCUAUUUUGAUGAUUCA